Molecule: messenger RNA, 2693 nt
Organism: Condylostylus longicornis
Lineage: Eukaryota; Metazoa; Arthropoda; Insecta; Diptera; Dolichopodidae
Exons: 7
Coding region: 1-2589 (862 amino acids)
Cellular component (GO): membrane
Source: RefSeq, a predicted model, not a curated record
AUGAAAAUUUCAUCUAGAAGAAGAUCUCAAAAUAAUGAUCGUUUGAAUAGUAGAAGAUUUAAUAAUAAUAACGGUGAUAAUAUUAGUUAUAAUUCAUCUAGACGAAAUAAUAAUAAUAACAAUAAUCCUGUAACACGUUGUGAAUUACCAAUUUUAAAUAAUGGUGAUGUUAAAUUAAGGCAUCGCGGUAAAUUAAUACGUUUUGUAUGUAAUAAAAGUUUUUUUUUAAUUGGUAAUACUUAUGCUGCAUGCGGUAAUAAUGGAAAAUGGGAUAUUGAUAUACCGGUUUGUGUUAAAAGGGGUUGUUCUCGAACAUUAGAAACUCCAGUUAAUGGUUUUAUAACAUAUGAACGUAGUAAUUCUAUUGCACAUUUAUAUUGUGAGAAUGGUUAUUCAAUAAGUUUUGGAAGAAUUUCAUAUUGUAAUGGUACAACAUGGGAUAGACCGAUAGGAAAAUGCCGAAAAAUCAAUAAUAAAAAAAAUUUACAACGUUUUUGUGAUUUUGAAACUGAAGAUAUUUGUGGAUGGCAACAAGAUGAUUAUGAUGAUUUUGAAUGGAAACGUACAACUGGUGUUAAUAUAUAUAAAAGAAUACGAACUGGACCACAACAUGAUCAUACAACAUUAAAAUCAUAUGAUGGUCAUUAUAUGUUAAUUGAAUCUAUAAAUAGAUUAUCAUUAUCAUAUGCUAGAUUAAUAUCACCAAUAUAUCCAAGAAAUUAUAGUAUAAAUAGCUGUUUUAGAUUUUGGUAUCAUAUGUACGGUACAACAGUUGGCUCAUUAAAAGUAUAUGUAAAACCAUUAUCAAUUGAUAUUGAUAGUUUACAAGAUAAUAUUGAAACUAGUGGAAGUUUUCUCCAUUGGGAAAAAUCUUAUAAUCAAGGAAAUCAUUGGUACGAAGCGGUAUUCUUAUUAGAAGAAUUACAAGAAGAUUUUCAAAUUAUAUUUGAAGGAACAACUGGAGCCGGCCAUUUAAGUGAUAUUGCAAUCGAUGAUGUUGCAUUAUUAUUAGGAAAUGAAUGUUAUCUUUUAGAACAAACAUCAACUACACCAACCAAUACUAAUAAAAUUAAAUAUGAAACAGAAUUGACUACGGAUAUUAAUAAUGAAUAUACCACUGAAGAUAAACUUACAGGAGCUUUAGAUGAAAUAACUUGCACUAAUAGAUGUAAUGAAACUGAAUCAAUAGUAAACAAAUCCACAUCAAACAUUGAACGGAUUAAUAAUACCAAUGAUUUUAUAAUGAUAUGUGAUUGUCAUUUUGGAUGUCAAGAAAUAGAAACUUGUUGUUUAGAUUAUAAACGUACUUGUUUAACAUUUGAAUUCACAAAAGAUGAAGAAGAACAAACUGAAAAUUUUGAAACUACAAUAGAAACACAAACAUUUGGAACUACAACUGAAUUUAUGACAACAGUUAAAUUAAUCACUGAUAGUAGAGACAAUAUUACUGAAACCCAAACUAAUUUUAAUUAUAAAAAAGAUAUUGUUCUAUCUACAAAGCCAUCCAAUUUCAUAGAUCAUCCUUUAUAUACAACUGUUAAAAGUUCAUUAUCUGAUAUAAAUAUGGUAGAGACAACAUCCAACAUAUUAUUGCCUUCAACAACAAGAAAUUCAGUGUCCCAGCAAAAUUCUUAUAAAACAAAUAUUCCAAUUAAUACAGAAUUAUCAGCAAUCACUUUUCCAACUACCUGGUAUGAACAGAAAACAGAAAUUCAAACAUCAACUAACAUAAGAGAAAUUCACAAUGAUGUUGAAGCUUUUACAAAUGAAAUUCAUAUAUCAACCGAAAAUUCUAAUUAUAAAAAAUCAUCACAAUUUAAACCAACUAUAAGUAGUACCUCAACUAGUGUUAGAUCACCAGAAUUUAUACCAACUAGUAGUAGCACCAGCACCUCAACUAAUAGAAUAACUACUACAAUACAAACACCAGGCAAACUUCCAGCAAAAAAGAAUGUAACGUCAAAUGAAACUUCAAAAACGGGCAACAGAAAAGGCAAAAAUAAUAUUUCAUCUCUAACAAUAUUAAUAGUAAUCAUAUUAACUAUAAUUAUAUUUCUAAUAACAUUUACAAUUGGGCUCUUAUGUUCGAAUAAAUUAAAAAAAUUUAAUUCGAAAAAAAUUCAAAUAAAAUACUUUAAUAGAAAAAAUAAAAAAACCACACCAUUAUUACAAAAUAAUAAUGCCGAUUAUAAUAAUGUUCGAUAUUUAAUCAAUGAUGAUGAAUUAGAUUUUACUUUACAAACUAUUGAAUUACCAACAAAUAAUAAUCCAAAAGAAAACCUAUUAACACCAUCUUCUUCCAAAUCAUUUACGAUGCUUCCUUUGACUGAAAAAUAUGAAAAUACUGAAACUAAAGAAAAAAUUGCAGAUUCAAAGCAAAUCGGUAAUACAAAUUCGAAUGUUGACAGUGUUGCAUCCAAGUCUACAGAACAUUCUCAAAUGGAAAUAAAAACUAAAGAGCCAUCAAAAAAGAAAGUAAGGAAAUCAUUUAAUAACAGCAAAAAAUCCCAAUUUGAUGACAAUAAUGAAAAAAAUCAAUUAAUACCGUCAGAUGUAUCAAAUGAUGAAUGCGAUAUUUGCUUACAAUAAGUAUACUCAUAUUAUUGUUCUAAUUUUUAUUCUGUAUCAAGAAUAUUGAAAUGUACAGAUUUAUUUAAAGAGCAUAAUAAAAAAAAUUUUAGUUUAUGUUUCAA